GGAAUGAGUAGCUGGGUGGAGACAUUAGUCUGUUGGAAAUUUGGUGGGUUAGUUCAAGCCCAUAUGCUGGAAGAAAAGAUUUAUCGAUGGAUUUGCUCAGCAGAUCCAAGAAACACAUGGUGUAUGUUUUCUUCAAAUCGAACACUGAAUUUCAUUAACCUGUGCUAUUGGCUCCCCCUUUCUCUUAACAGAUUGCUUCUUUUUUCUACUCUUUUUGCCUUUUUUGUUUUUUAUACCAUAGUAAGCUGUUUACUAAAUUAAACUCUUUGGGAUAUAUAAGUACAAAGACCACACUUAGGUCAUGUUAAGAAGAGGGAGUUCAGUUACUUGAGAAUACAUGUAGACUGGAAACAACCACAAAGUUUGAGCAGCUGGAGCAAACCAGGGACCAGAGGACGCUACUUCACUGUUCAGCCAAGCAACACAGAAAGCAUGGUUCCCAGCCACGAUGUCCAGAUCCAGACUUUGACGUUCUUCUCUCACGGAAUGAGUCUGCGUCUUCAGCCAGCCAGCACCCAGUACCAGUAACAGGCUUAUCUCACACUGAUCAGUGCCCACAGUUUGCUGAAUGUAGACAGUCAUCAGGCUUUUCUCCAGUCAGCCGAGCUCCUACCAGUGGAGGAGAUUCUUGUGCACAAGGCAGCAGCAUCAGUUGCUCAGAGAGGGGAGCAACCCUGGUGUUCCAGCUCUGACUCUGGGAGUUUGGAGGCAUCUGCAUCACCCUGAGUCUAGGACACUGACCCAUUCCUCCUUAAAUACCACUGGCUGUGUGUAGAGGAGAGUUUCCAGAAGAUAUGGGAUAAAAGAUAAGAUUAUAACCUAACUACUACAAUGAGAAAAUUGAGACAGUAAACAUAAAGCUACCAAAAAUUUGAGCAGAACUGGAAAGACUGGAGUUCUUUUGGAGGUAAAAGUACUUAAGGUUGCCAGGAUACAUCCCAGCGACAAAGGCUGGGGUUCCUGUUCCUGGCGGCCAGCCUCACAACUACAUCAACUCCCACAAGAGGAGAUAUGAAUCGUGGAGCUCCCAGCUAUUCUACUCCUGUUUCCACCAGCUUUCCCACUGAGGGGUUCAACAGGCCAUGACAGAAGCCAAAAUAGAAAGAUAAAGAACAAAUGUUACAAGAUCUUGGAGGCAUCUGAGGUUUCAUGGGGACUUUCCAGCAUUCCAGACUGCUGCCCUGCAAUGAAGCUCUGAGUCAUAGUCUUUGGGCCUAAGGUACUGGCUACGAUGUGGAACCCCAGGACAGCCAACCUGACUAACCUUCACUCUAAGCAGAAGCCCAGAAUGAGCCUGGCCUAAAAUCACAGUAAGCACUGAAGACUUCUUUGUUAAUGGAAAGAGGAAAGGAGAAAAGGGUUUCCAACACACUGCAACAGUCUUUCCACCAUUCCAAAGAGCCUACCUUUCUUAUAAACGAAGCCAUUCUAUCUAGUGACUCUCAUUCUAGCCUUUUGCCAGAAACAGAGCAUGUCAAUCCUGGUGCAAAAAUAAAGACAAACCCUCAGAAAAAUAGACCUGGAACUGUGAUACUCUCAAAACGGUCCAGUAGGAGGAUUAUGUCGGAAAGCCAGCCCAGCCCCCCUGUGAUCCCAUCCCGCAGGCCUGGGUUCCGGGUGUGCUAUGUCUGUGGCCGGGAAUUUGGGUCCCAGUCACUUGGCAUUCAUGAGCCCCAGUGCUUGGAGAAGUGGCGUAUUGAAAACAGCAAGUUGCCCAAGCACCUGAGGAGGCCAGAACCUUCCAAACCUCCGCCUCUCAGCAGCAGCGGGUCCUACAAUCUUCAGGCAGCGAAUGAGGCAGCGUUCCAGAGUUCUCAGGCUCAGCUGUUGCCCUGUGAAUCCUGUGGCCGCACAUUCUUGCCAGGUCGUCUUCUUGUUCAUCAGAGAAUCUGCAAGCUGAAGGGGGAGAUGCCCAGAGCACCAAAUCCCAACUGUUCUGAUGACCUUGCUGGUCUCAAGAAAGCUUCUGGUGGUGUCCCAACCCAACCAAGAACUCUCAUCUGCUACAUUUGUGGUAGGGAAUUUGGCACCCUGUCCCUUCCUAUCCAUGAGCCCAAAUGCCUGGAAAAGUGGAAAACAGAAAAUGACCGGCUUCCCAGGGAGCUCCGCCAGUCACUCCCACAGAAGCCUCAGCCCCUUCCAACUGGACAGUCCAACCAAGAGGGGCCAAGUCAAGCUCAGCUCAUGCCCUGCCCAAACUGUAGCCGGACCUUUGCCCCUGACCGCCUUCUGGUACACCAGAGAAGGUGUAAAGCUCAACCUAGUGGGCCAAAAGUUCAGGAUUUGACCUUAGGGAGUAAAGGUGGCCUGAAAGAGUCCAAUAGCUCCAAGCAGCAAAGGAACAUGGCGGCACCUACUAUGACUGAUAAGCCAACAAUGAUAAGGCGUCCACCAACAAUUGUUUGCUACAUUUGUGGUCGUGAAUAUGGAACAAAAUCAAUUGCCAUCCAUGAGCCACAAUGUCUGAAAAAAUGGCAUAAUGAAAACAACUUAUUGCCUAAAGAGUUAAGGAGACCGGAACCAAAAAAACCAGAACUCAGGACCAUCACUGCCAAGGGUUUCUAUGAUCUCGAUGCCUUAAACGAAGCUGCUUGGACAAGUGCCCAGAGCCAGUUGGUUCCCUGUAAUAUCUGUGGGCGUACCUUCCUGUCAGACAGACUGAUUGUUCACCAACGAUCCUGUAAACCAAAAGUCGCCAAGUAAAGCCCUGUCUCUCUACUAAAGAGUUACAGAAAUCAAAUCCUUUUGAAAGAGCUAGGAUAGGGUGGGGAGGAGAAAUAGAAGGGGAGGAGAGGAAACAAGGAAAACUGAAAUGACCAAAGGCCAUCGGGCAUGGGACGCCAAGCUCAGUGCUCUGGUCGCCUGGCGUGAUCACUGCGUCACUGCUUUUACUCAGUGGCUGUGUGCGUGUGCCGAGUCACGUCCGGGGCCUUGAAUGUCACAUGGUUGUCAGGCAGAAUUACACGUGGGCCACACCUUAUCAGAGCUGGCAUUUUUAUCUCCAGGAAAUCUCAGAGCCAACUGUUGCCAUUUUUCUUCUGGUCUGUUUUCCUGAACAAGAUUUUGAACCUCACAA
Molecule: messenger RNA, 3076 nt
Organism: Camelus dromedarius (Arabian camel)
Lineage: Eukaryota; Metazoa; Chordata; Mammalia; Artiodactyla; Camelidae
Gene: ZNF475
Product: zinc finger protein 475
Exons: 10
Coding region: 1336-2703 (455 amino acids)
Source: RefSeq, a predicted model, not a curated record